Panicum hallii is the source of this 799-nucleotide messenger RNA. Its product is annotated as glycine-rich RNA-binding protein 1-like. The transcript has 2 exons. The record is from RefSeq and is a predicted model, not a curated record. Gene Ontology annotation, molecular function: mRNA binding. Bases 96 to 578 code for a protein of 160 amino acids. NCBI's taxonomy places the organism in Eukaryota, Viridiplantae, Streptophyta, Magnoliopsida, Poales, Poaceae.
GUCUUCUUCGUGCUCUCUCAGAGGUGGGUUGGCUUCUCCUCCCCCUCCGGUUCGGUUCGGGUUCUUGGGGUUCCGUUCGGGGGUGAGAGGAAGAGAUGGCGGCGUCGGAUGUUGAGUACCGCUGCUUCGUCGGCGGCCUUGCCUGGGCCACCGACGACAACUCGCUCCACAACGCCUUCAGCCCCUUCGGCGAGGUCCUCGAGUCCAAGAUCAUCCUUGAUCGUGAGACCCAGAGGUCCCGCGGCUUCGGCUUCGUCACCUUCUCGAGCGAGCAGGCGAUGCGCGACGCCAUCGAGGGGAUGAACGGCAAGGAGCUCGACGGCCGCAGCAUCACCGUCAACGAGGCCCAGUCCCGCGGCGGCCCGCGCUCCGGCGGCGGCGGCGGCGGCUACGGGCGCCGCGAGGGCGGCGGUGGCUACGGCGGCGGCGGCGGCUACGGGCGCCGCGAGGGCGGCGGCGGCUACGGCGGCGGCGGCGGCUACGGUGGCCGUGGAGGCUACGGUGGUGGCGGCGGCGGCGGCUACGGUGGCAACCGCGGCGGCGGCUACGGCAACUCCGAUGGGAACUGGAGGAGCUGAGCGGUGGGGCCCGCGUGGCCAAGUUAUCUUGUGCUACCUACUGUUACCGGAGUUAUCCUGUGUCGUCUCCUACCUGUGUUCGGUGUCUGUUUCGUGUUCGUCGUUGCCCAUCUGUGUUUUUGAUCGCAAGCUCGUUCGUCUAGUGCUCGUGUUGUUGUCUGUCUGAGCUAUCCUGAUCUCCAUCCCAUGAACUGGUCGGGUGUUGGGAUUGGAUGCUGUUA